Messenger RNA from Aspergillus piperis CBS 112811, 1288 nucleotides. RefSeq names its product 4-hydroxybenzoate octaprenyltransferase. Gene Ontology annotation, molecular function: 4-hydroxybenzoate polyprenyltransferase activity. Bases 57 to 1025 code for a protein of 322 amino acids. Gene Ontology annotation, cellular component: mitochondrial inner membrane. The record is from RefSeq and is a predicted model, not a curated record. Gene Ontology annotation, biological process: ubiquinone biosynthetic process. The transcript has a single exon. Lineage: Eukaryota; Fungi; Ascomycota; Eurotiomycetes; Eurotiales; Aspergillaceae.
CCCCAUCCUAUUCUAUUUCCUUGUGAGGCUAUUUACAUGUAUUAUCAUUUUGCACAAUGGCAGCCUGUCCCUCGACCGCAUAUCAGCGCCCAGACAAGGGCAUCCUGUCCUAUCUCCCACUUGUUUGCGUGCCUUAUGGCGAACUCAUACGCCUAUCGAAGCCUACUGGAGUACUCAAUAUUUACUUCCCAUAUCUAUUUGGUGUCCUCUAUGCAGCUUGUCGCGGCCCCAUGAGCAUACAACUCAUAAGCCAGCGUAGUGCUGAAUUGCUCAUUGCAGCCUUCGUUCUCCGAAGCCUGGGGUGCAGUUGGAAUGACAUUAUCGACCGCAAUAUUGAUCGCCAAGUGUCGAGAUCCCGCCAUCGUCCCAUGGCUCGGGGCGCGAUCAGCAUGCCAGCUGCUCUCCUCUUUACUGGCUUGCAGUAUUUUCUUUGGAUCGCAAUCCUCUCAACUACUCUGCCCAACCACUGGCACUAUAGCAUCCCGUUGAUGGGUUUAGUCCUCUUCUACCCGUUCGCCAAGCGUAUCACAUACCACGCACAGGCAGUAUUAGGCAUCACUUUGGCAUUUGGGGUCCCUCUCGGAUCCAGUGUGAUGGGUGAUGACCCGCUCCGAAUGAGACAUGUUGAUGGCGCUCGUCGAGCCGGCUUGAUGUCACUUUAUCUCAGCUACGUACUAUGGAGCGUGAUCCAUGACACGAUUUAUGCGCAACAGGAUAUACGAGAUGACCUAAAGAUCGGUGUUCGCUCUAUGGCCGUCUACUACCGACAUCGUGUCAAGACGAUGCUGCUCGUUACCAGUCUCCUACUCUUUGUGCUUCACAUCCAUACUGGCAUGACACUUGGGGCACAUAUUCCGUAUCAAGUCUUGACGUCGGUGGGAUCUUCUGCCAUUAUCGCUUGGAUGCUCUGGAAGGUAAAUUUGAACGAUCCAGACGAUUGUGGUUGGUGGUUCCGUAACGGGAGUAUUGUUUGGGGGAUUCUAGUAGCAGGAGGGCUUUUUACAGAGGCUAUAUGCCAAAGUUAGCUUGUGGGUCUCACGAGACGAGAAUGACGAGAUAUGAUCAAAGUGUAACUGUCAGUUGGGAGUGAGAUGCUUAGACAGUGGAGAACGGGAGGAUGCGGGAAGGAUUCAUCAGUGGAUCCAAAGGAUAUAUCAAGUUGUCGGCCAUGUACCCCAACCAACCCCAUGACAAAGAGAAUAGGACACCAAAGUGUCGGAGUUAUUAUAAGAACAUGAAUGUAUAUCGUUGAUACAUUUCAAACAAAGAGGUUGCAGCCGGCGAAUCG